AUGUCUGAAGGACCAAGACAAACUGCAGAUAAACAGCCUGGUGAUCUACGACCAGAAGACCCAUCUCAUCCAGGCAUGUCAUCUGAUCCAGCUGAACGAGGCAGACAACUCGGUCACGAAAAUGCGCAGGGUGGUCAAAGUGUAGGCACAGGUGGACAUGGUAUCAGUAGCGGUAGUAGUAGUAGGCAGUUUGAUGAGUUUAAAUUAAUAGUUUUUAAACUGUUAUAUACAUUUAUGUUUAUAGACAGUAGUCAACCUGUCGGUGGAAAGCACACAUCAGAUCCGUCUCAAUUCAACGAAGAGGUAUUACAUCCCGGCAUGAAUCCUGAUCCUGUUGAACGGGGCAGACAAUUAGGACAUGAAAAUGCAUCUGGCGGCCAUUGUGUCGGUACAGGCGGACAUGAAGCCAAUUUCGGCCAGUAA
Rotaria sp. Silwood2 is the source of this 423-nucleotide messenger RNA. The record is from the annotation of a GenBank genome assembly. NCBI's taxonomy places the organism in Eukaryota, Metazoa, Rotifera, Eurotatoria, Philodinida, Philodinidae.